Messenger RNA from Miscanthus lutarioriparius, 3261 nucleotides. Lineage: Eukaryota; Viridiplantae; Streptophyta; Magnoliopsida; Poales; Poaceae. The record is from the annotation of a GenBank genome assembly.
AUGGCGGCCCGCGGUGGCGGUGGCGGCCCUCCGCCCCCGGGGCCACCGCUGAUGGUGCGGAGGCUGGCCGUCGAGGUGGUGGACGCGCGCGACCUCGUGGCCAAGGAUGGCCUCGGCACGUCCAGCGCCUUCGCGGUCGUGGACUUCGACGGCCAGAGGAAGCGCACGCGCACCGUGCCGCGGGACCUCAACCCGCAGUGGCACGAGCGCCUCGAGUUCGUCGUGCAUGACCCGGCGAACAUGCACGCCGAGGCGCUCGACAUCUCGCUCUACCACGACCGCCGCUUCAACCCCUCCGGCGGCGGCGGGGGAAGCGGCAAGAACCAGUUCCUCGGCCGCGUCCGCAUCUACGGCUCCCAGUUCUCGCGCCGCGGCGAGGAGGGGAUCGUCUACUUCCCGCUCGAGAAGCGCAGCCUCAUCAGCUGGAUCCGCGGCGAGGUUGGACUCAAGAUUUACUACUACGACGAGCCUGCAGUAAUGCCGCCGCCUCCGGAAGAAAAACCGCCGGAGCAGGCCGACAACGCGCCGCCGCCGGAGGUCCCGCCGGAAGCGCCGAGAGAGCUCCCAGAUAUGCCCGCGCCGACUGAGGCCGCCGUCGAAGUGCAGCAGCCGGCGGCGCAACCUCCGAUCAUUAUCGUGGAGGAAGCGCCCAUGCACCCACCAAUGAUGGUGCCGCCGAUGCAGGGGCCGCACGGCCCCCACGGUCCGAUGAUGCCGCCGCCGAUGCACGGGCCGCACGGCCCCCACGGUCCCAUGAUGCCGCCGCCGGUACACGGGCCACACGGGUCAAUGACGCCGCCGCCACCAGAGCAGCCGCAUCCGGAGCCAGAGUCAGCGCCGGAACCGGAAUCCGGCGACCAGUACCCUCCCGAGGUGCGAAAGACGCGGAUGGCCACGGAGCGCGUCCGCGUCGUGCGCCACCCGAGCGGCGGCUUGGGCCCGGAUUACUACGCGCCCUCUCCCCGCGUCAUCCCCGGGCGGUUCGUGUCCACUGGCGAGUCCGUGGAACCGGUGCAGUCGUCGUCGUACGACCUGGUGGAGCCGAUGCGCUACCUCUUCGUGCGCGUCGUGCGGGUGCGCGGCAUACGCGCCUGCGAGGGCCCGUACGUCAAGGUCCAGGCUGGUCCGCACUCACUCCGAUCGCGGCCUGGCCGGGACGUCUCCGGCACCGGCAAUCCCGAAUGGAACCAGGUGUUCGCCAUCAGCCACGCCAGGCCGGAGCCCACGCUGGAGAUUUCCGUGUGGGACGGCGGCGCGCCCUCCCCUGCCGAAGCCUUCCUCGGCGGCGUGUGCUUCGACCUCUCCGACGUGCCGGUUCGCGACCAGCCCGAUGGCCCGCUGGCGCCGCAGUGGUACAGGCUCGAGGGCGGCGAGCCGGGCAUGGUGACGGGGGACAUCAUGGUGGCGGUGUGGAUCGGCACGCAGGCUGACGACGCGUUCCCGGAGGCGUGGAACACCGACGCGCCGUACGUCGCGUACACGCGGUCCAAGGUGUACCAGUCGCCCAAGCUCUGGUACCUGAGGGCGUCCGUCAUCGAGGCGCAGGACCUGCGCGUCCCGGCGCCGCAGCCGGGGCUGCCGUUCGACGUGCGCGUCAAGAUACAGCUCGGCUUCCAGUCGGCGCGGACGCGGCGGUCAGUGGCCAGCUGCAGCGGCUCCGCGUUCGCGUGGUCCGAAGACCUCAUGUUCGUCGCGUCCGAGCCGCUCGACGAUAACCUCAUCGUACUAGUGGAGGAUCGGUCCAUGAUCAAGGAACCCGCGCUGUUGGGGCACGCCACCAUCCCAGUGACCUCCGUAGAGCAGCGCCUCGACGAGCGGCAGAUCGUCGCGUCGAGAUGGUUCACCCUCGAAGGCGGGACGUCAGGCAUCGGCAUGCACCCCGGCAACGCCGGCGGCCCGCCGGCUUUCUACUCCGGGCGGCUGCACCUUCGGCUCUGCCUGGAAGGCGGGUACCACGUGCUCGACGAGGCGGCGCACGUGUGCAGCGACUACCGGCCGACGGCGAAGCAGCUGUGGAAGCCGCCGGUGGGCGUGCUGGAGCUCGGCAUCAUCGGAGCGUGCGGCUUGCUGCCGAUGAAGACCAAGGGAGGCGCCAAGGGGUCGACGGACGCGUACUGCGUGGCCAAGUACGGCAAGAAGUGGGUGCGCACGCGGACCAUCACCGACAGCCUCAACCCACGGUGGAACGAGCAGUACACGUGGCAGGUGUACGACCCGUGCACUGUGCUCACGGUCGCCGUGUUCGACAACUGGCGCAUGUUCGCCGGCCCCGGCGACGAGCGGCAGGACUACCGCAUCGGGAAGGUGCGGGUGCGCGUGUCCACGCUGGAGAGCAACCGGGCGUACACGGCGUCGUACCCGCUGCUGGUGCUGCUGCGGUCGGGGCUGAAGAAGAUGGGCGAGGUGCAGCUCGCCGUGCGGUUCUCGUCUCCGGCGCAGCUCCCGGACACGUGGGCCACGUACACGACGCCGCUGCUGCCGCGCAUGCACUAUCUGCGCCCCAUCGGCGUCGCGCAGCAGGAGGCGCUCCGGGGCGCGGCCGUGCGCACCGUGGCCACAUGGCUGGCGCGCUCGGAGCCGCCGCUGGGGCCGGAGGUGGUGAAGUACAUGCUCGACGCGGACGCGCACACGUGGAGCGUGCGGCGCGCCAAGGCCAACUGGUUCCGCAUCAUGGGGGUGCUCGCCUGGGCCGUGGGUCUGGCGCGGUGGCUGGACGGCGUGCAGCGGUGGCGCAACCCGUCGACGACCGUGCUGGUCCACGCGCUCUACCUCGUCCUGGUGUGGUACCCGGAGCUGGUGGUGCCCACGGCGUCGCUGUACGUGUUCAUGAUCGGCGUGUGGUACUACCGAUUCCGGCCCCGGGGCCCCGCCGGCAUGGACGCGCGGCUGUCGCAGGCCGACACGGUGGACGGCGACGAGCUGGAGGAGGAGUUCGACCCGGUGCCGCCGCCCGAGGUCCUCCGGCUUCGGUACGAACGGCUGCGCACGCUGGCGGGGCGGGUGCAGCGCGUCAUGGGCGACGUGGCGGCGCAGGGCGAGCGGCUGCAGGCGCUGGUGAGCUGGCGGGACCCGCGCGCCAGCCGGAUCUUCGUGGGCGUGAGCUUCGCCGUGGCCGUCGCGCUGUACGCCAUGCCGCCCAAGAUGGUGGCCGUGGCCAGCGGGUUCUACUACCUGCGCCACCCGAUGUUCCGGGACCCUAUGCCCCCGCCAGCGGUCAACUUCUUCCGCCGCCUGCCGAGCCUGUCCGACAGGUUGCUCUGA